GUGCGUGUGUGCGGAUGUGUGUGUGUGCGCGUGUGUGCGGAUGUGUGUGCCUAUGCAUGCGUGUGUGUGUGUGUACGGUCGAGUGUGCCUGUGUGUGGUUGUUUCCAUUUUUUUGUUAAUCCACAUUGGACCGUUACAUUUAAUUAUAAUCCGGCUUCAGAGAGAACUUCGAGAAGUAAAGGGCGAAAAUUCGUUAUGACAUCUGUCGCCAGGAAAGGGGCAAACCCAUUGCCGCAUUCAAACGGUUGCCGGAAAGAAAGCAGGCUAAUGGCCCCAAUAAUGCCGUGAAACGGAAGGUGGCAAAUACUAUUAAUAAUAGCCGGAGAGAGAGAAAAAGAGCGAGAGCGAGAGCGCGCAAUGGGAAUCCGGGGGCCAGCAAACGAUCGACUCCUACUCAGAUACGUCAUGAUGGAUCAAACAGCUACCGUUUGAUGCAGCUGGGAUGCCUGGAGUCUGUGGCCAACUCCACCGUCGCCUACUCCUCCACGUCGCCCCUCACUUACUCCACCACCGGCACUGAGUUCGCCUCCCCCUACUUCUCCACCAACCACCAGUACACCCCCCUGCACCACCAGUCCUUCCACUACGAGUUCCAACACAGCCACCCGGCCGUCAACCCCGACGCCUACUCCUUGAACUCGCUCCACCACUCGCAGCAGUACUACCAGCAGAUCCACCAUGGAGAACCCACCGACUUUAUCAACCUGCACAACGCCCGGGCGCUCAAGUCCUCCUGCUUGGACGAGCAGAGGAGGGAGCUGGGCUGCCUAGACGCUUACCGUCGCCACGACCUGUCUCUUAUGAGCCAUGGCUCCCAGUAUGGGAUGCACCCCGAUCAAAGACUCCUGCCAGGACCAAGCCUUGGGCUGGCCGCCUCGGGAGCAGACGACCUGCAGGGCUCAGUGGAGACCCAGUGUGGGCUAGUGUUGAACGGCCAAGGUGGGGUGAUAAGGAGAGGUGGCACGUGUGUAGUCAAUCCCACAGACCUCUUUUGCUCGGUUCCUGGCCGUUUAUCUUUACUCAGCUCCACUUCCAAAUACAAAGUGACCAUCGCAGAAGUGAAGAGACGCUUGUCCCCACCAGAAUGCCUCAAUGCCUCUCUGUUAGGAGGGAUUUUGAGAAGAGCAAAAUCCAAGAAUGGAGGACGCUGCUUAAGAGAAAAAUUGGACAGGCUGGGGCUCAAUCUGCCUGCAGGGAGGAGGAAAGCAGCAAAUGUCACCCUCCUAACAUCCUUAGUGGAAGGAGAAGCUUUACAUUUGGCCAGGGAUUUUGGCUACACUUGUGAAACUGAAUUCCCAGCUAAGGCGGUUGGGGAGCAUCUUGCCAGACAGCACAUGGAACAGAAGGAACAGACAGCAAGGAAAAAGAUGAUCCUAGCAACAAAGCAAAUAUGUAAAGAAUUUCAGGACCUGCUAAGUCAAGAUAGAUCACCCUUGGGAUCCUCAAGACCCACUCCAAUAUUGGACCUUGACAUCCAGAGACAUUUAACACAUUUCAGCUUGAUCACUCAUGGCUUUGGGACGCCUGCGAUAUGUGCUGCCCUCAGCACUUUCCAAACUGUUCUCAGUGAAAUGCUGAACUACUUGGAAAAACACACGGCACACAAAAAUGGCGGAGCAGCAGAAUCCGGCCAAGGACACGCCAACUCGGAGAAAACCCCCCUGCGGAAAACUUCAGAGGCUGCUGUGAAAGAGGGCAAAACAGAAAAGACAGACUAGCUACAUCAAACAGAAUCUAUUUCCAGAGAACCUUGCUGCUGAUAUUUUUUUUAAAACAUAUAUCUAUCUCUAUAUAUAUAGAUCUACAUAUAUAUCUAUAUCUAUAUAUCUCAUCAAAAGUGAUUUGGCUCCAGUGGACCAAACUGAAUUUGGGGAGGGGGAGGUUUUUUAAAACCCACCACCCCUGCUCUCCCCAAGGACAGCUAUGUACAGUAACUGUGGGAUGAAACCGUCACUUUUUUAAAAGCCUCUCUCUCUCUCUCUCUCUCUCUCUCUCUCUCUCUCUCUCUCUCAAUGAUGUUUUGUGUGUGCACGCACGCACACACGUACAUUUGAUCAUUCCAAAUGAUACACUGACACUUCCCCCCCCUCUUAGCACUUCCAGACUUCCAGGAAGAAGCAGCACAAUUCUAACCUAUCACAGGCUAACACUGAAACACUUUUCUGAUUGGACAGCCUAGUCGGAGACUAAAAGAAUAUGGCAUCCUGGUGAACUUGUGUCACAUCAUCACCCAUUCAAUGGAUGAAACAGAGAAGAGUGCCUCUUUUCACUUGCCCCCACGAGAGACAAUAUGGAAGCAUGUCUUGCAUAGGAGGUGGAAGAACUUGAAGAUAUUUCAAAUAACAAGCACUGCGUUGUUUGGACUGAAUACUGAGGCCUGGGAGCUUCUGAUAGAUCCACACCAGUAUGAUGUCAAAGCCCAUCAACGAUUUGUCAUUCCAGCCUGGGUGCCUUCUCUUGGGAGGGUGUGGCCACUGAGUCCAUACCCUUCUUACCGCUAGCUAGGAGAAGUUCAACAAAUAAGAGCUGGAGCUUCUGACCAUCUUUCCCACCUGCCCUUAAACUUAGCAGCUGACUUCUGUACCUGCAGAAAACCAUAAACAGCUGUAUGCUCUGCUGGAUCAGAAUAUGGGACUGGAGAGAUCUAGUGUGUUGCUGUGAUGUCACAAUGUUUCUCUUUCCCCCCUUCAACGGCUUGUACGAUCAUGCUUCAGCCACACUGUUCAGCUCUUCUUGCGGGGGGCGGGUACGAUUGCUCCUGCCAGCUCUUCCCCAAUGUGCUUCUGAUGCAAUGUCUGAAAGAUCCUGUGUGUAAGCUCUGACUACACAAUCAGGAAAGGUCCCUGAUCACACAGACAGAGCCAACACUUUGCACAUGUGUAGGGCAUCAUUUGUACAGACACCAUGCUGAAUGUGCAUAAGGAGUGAGGGCCAGAAGGCAUGAGCAUGGAAGAUGCUGUUCCCCCUUUCCCUGCUUCUUCAGAAAAUGUCAUAAUAGUGCCAAAUGUCCCCCCCCCCCAGAACACACAUUCCUAAACUCAAGAUUUGUUAUAGACCAGCACAUUAUCCAAUUCAAUAAUCUGAUUCAGAAGUAGCCGUUUGUAGCAGCCAUGCCCAAGACAGCCAGAGAGUUAUAAUUUUCUAGCUGUUUCAUGAUUCUGACACUUAAUGCCUCAGCUUUUGCCAGGCUCAUUCUGUUUCUGUUAGGUUCAUUAAAGGAGUGAGAAAAGCCUUCUAGCUGUGGCUUAUAAUAAAGUUGGACUUAAAAUUUUCUUUCCCAGACAUCUGCCCAAAGUCUGGUUUGCUAUUCUGGGCUCAGGUUCAUUCAGCUAGACCCUGCACAUAACAUAUGCGCAUGUUGGGCCUGGAACACCAAAUCUGCCACACAGAGAGACACACACACACUUUGCUCACUGCAGAGACUAGAGCACAACCUUAUUGUUCUCAAUUGUCUUUCUUCCUCUUCUUAAAAUAGUAUGAUGUUCUGACAUUCCAAAUACUCACAAAACUUACCCAAAUCUACAGUAAAAUAAACUUUUCACUAAAGCAUCAUGAAAUAUGCCCAGGAUCAAAAUGUAAUAGGAUUGCUAACUUUGCAACUAGCCCUUCCAACUAUGCCUUACACAGUGGUUAGAUAUGCAGGAAUUAGCAGGUCACACUUUAGCUAACUGCUGCAGAUCUGCCCUAAUCUCAGUUGCCCAACCCAGCUGAAAUGUUGACAACUUUAGACUUAUAAAAUAAAUCCCUGACAUGUUGUGCAUCACACACUUAAUUCCGGCCAAUAUAGAGGAAUCCCACAGAGCUGGUUCUGAUUAUACUUCCACACAUGGGUGUAGCCAAGAGGGGGCGGGGGAUAGCUGCCCCCCCAUCAAGUAAAACAAUAGAAAUACAUAACUAACUGACUAAUCAUGUCGGUUCUGCCUCACUAACAAAAAUCUUGGCUAUGCCCCUGCUUCCACACACCCAAUUUGCAUACACACAUUCAUGUGAGUGGCCUGCUUGUUUGAACAGUAUAACACUAGAGCAUUGGAUUCACAUGAGAACAUGGCUCCUCUUCUGUGCAUUGGAAAAUGCAAGCCAUUUUUCAAUGCAUCGAGAAGGGUUGAUCUCAUAUGAGUCCAUGGCUCUGAUAUAAUACUGCUUACCAAAGUAGACUGCAUGGUGGGGUUUUGUGAGGUGUCAAAAUCAGCUGCGCUCUCGCUCUCCCUUACUCUCUCUCUCACACACAUACAGAGAAUUGACAAACCUCUUGGUAUCAAGAAGUUUUACCUGAGGUCUCCUAUUGUGUAACUUCAUCACAUUUUACCCUCCCUUCUAAGGAUUCACCAUUUUUGUUAAAUAUGGUGGUGAUUAUUGUUUUUGUGCAGCAGGUAUCGGGUCCCCUGCAGCCAUCAUUUGUAACACCCUGGCUGU
Messenger RNA from Podarcis raffonei (Aeolian wall lizard), 4413 nucleotides. RefSeq names its product transcription factor AP-2 delta (gene TFAP2D). Gene Ontology annotation, cellular component: nucleus. NCBI's taxonomy places the organism in Eukaryota, Metazoa, Chordata, Lepidosauria, Squamata, Lacertidae. Gene Ontology annotation, molecular function: RNA polymerase II transcription regulatory region sequence-specific DNA binding; DNA-binding transcription factor activity, RNA polymerase II-specific. The coding region runs from base 432 to 1718 and encodes 428 amino acids. The record is from RefSeq and is a predicted model, not a curated record. The transcript is spliced from 8 exons. Gene Ontology annotation, biological process: regulation of transcription by RNA polymerase II; regulation of cell population proliferation; anatomical structure development.